Molecule: messenger RNA, 4378 nt
Organism: Mustela erminea (ermine)
Lineage: Eukaryota; Metazoa; Chordata; Mammalia; Carnivora; Mustelidae
Gene: KDM4A
Product: lysine demethylase 4A
Exons: 21
Coding region: 1-3204 (1067 amino acids)
Biological process (GO): chromatin remodeling
Cellular component (GO): nucleus
Molecular function (GO): histone H3K9 demethylase activity; histone H3K36 demethylase activity
Source: RefSeq, a predicted model, not a curated record
AUGGCUUCUGAAUCUGAAGCUCUGAAUCCCAGUGCUCGGAUAAUGACCUUUUACCCAACCAUGGAGGAGUUCCGGAACUUCAGUCGAUACAUGGCCUACAUUGAGUCCCAAGGAGCUCAUCGGGCUGGGCUGGCCAAGGUCGUUCCUCCAAAGGAGUGGAAGCCACGAGCAUCCUAUGAUGAUAUUGAUGAUCUGGUCAUUCCUGCCCCCAUCCAGCAGCUGGUGACGGGGCAGUCUGGCCUCUUCACUCAGUACAACAUACAGAAGAAAGCCAUGACUGUUCGUGAGUUCCGCAAGAUAGCCAAUAGUGAUAAGUACUGUACCCCACGCUAUAGUGAGUUUGAAGAGCUUGAACGGAAAUACUGGAAAAAUCUCACGUUCAAUCCCCCAAUCUAUGGUGCAGAUGUGAAUGGCACUCUCUAUGAAAAGCACGUAGAUGAGUGGAAUAUCGGCCGACUGAAAACAAUCCUGGACCUGGUGGAGAAGGAGAGUGGGAUCACCAUCGAGGGUGUGAACACCCCGUACCUAUACUUUGGCAUGUGGAAGACCUCCUUUGCCUGGCACACCGAAGACAUGGACCUCUACAGCAUCAACUACUUGCACUUCGGAGAGCCGAAGUCCUGGUACUCUGUUCCCCCGGAGCAUGGAAAGCGGUUGGAGCGCCUUGCCAAAGGUUUCUUCCCUGGAAGUGCUCAAAGCUGCGAGGCUUUUCUCCGCCAUAAGAUGACCUUGAUUUCCCCUUUAAUGCUGAAGAAAUAUGGAAUUCCCUUUGACAAGGUCACUCAAGAAGCUGGAGAAUUCAUGAUCACUUUCCCGUAUGGUUACCAUGCCGGCUUUAACCAUGGCUUCAACUGUGCGGAGUCCACCAAUUUUGCUACCCGGCGGUGGAUUGAAUAUGGCAAGCAAGCGGUGCUGUGCUCCUGUAGGAAGGACAUGGUGAAGAUCUCCAUGGACGUGUUUGUGAGGAAGUUCCAGCCGGAAAGGUACAAGCUUUGGAAAGCUGGGAAGGACAGCACAGUUAUCGACCAUACUCUGCCCACGCCAGAAGCAGCCGAGUUCCUUAAGGAGAGUGAACUGCCCCCAAGAGCCAGAAACGAGGAGUGUCCAGAGGAAGAAGAUGACAUGGAAGGGCUUGAGGAUGGAGAGGAGGGUGACUUAAAGAGAAGCCUCGCCAAACAUCGUAUAGGGACCAAGAGGCACCGGGUUUGUCUUGAAAUACCGCAGGAGGUGAGUCAGAGUGAGCUUUUCCCCAAGGAGGAGCUGAGUUCCGGACAGUACGAUGUGGCGGAGUGCCAGGCUGCCCUCGCUCCCGUGAGGCCCACCCACAGCUCCGUGCGGCAAGUCGAGGAUGCUCUUCCCUUCCCAGAUUAUUCUGACUCCUCUGAAGUCAAAUUUGAAGAGCUUAAAAACGUCAAACUAGAAGAGGAGGAUGAGGAGGAAGAAGAGGAACAAGAAGCAGCUGCCUUGGAUCUUUCUGUGAAUCCUGCUUCUCUAGGGGGACGCCUUGUUCUCUCAGGUUCGAAAAAGAAAUCAUCUUCUAGCCUGGGCUCCGGUUCUUCUCGGGAUUCUAUUUCUUCUGAUUCAGAAACCAGUGAGCCUCUGUCCUGCCGAGCCCAAGGGCAGUCGGGAGUUCUCACUGUGCACAGCUAUGCCAAAGGGGACGGCAGGGUCACCGUGGGAGAGCCCUGCACAAGGAAGAAAGGGGGCGCCACCGGAAGUAUCAGCGAGCGGGAGCUGACAGAGGUGGCGGAUGAAUACAUGUUUUCCCUGGAGGAGAACAAGAAGUCCAAGGGCCGUCGUCAGCCCUUAAGCAAGCUCCCCCGCCAUCACCCACUUGUGUUGCAGGAUUGUGUCAGUGAUGAUGAGUCAUCCGAACAGCUGACCCCGGAGGAGGAGGCUGAGGAGACAGAGGCCUGGGCCAAGCCCCUGAGUCAGCUAUGGCAGAACCGACCUCCGAACUUUGAGGCCGAGAAGGAAUUCAAUGAGACCAUGGCCCAGCAGGCCCCUCACUGCGCAGUCUGUAUGAUCUUUCAGACCUACCAUCAGGUCGAGUUUGGAGGCCUUAGUCAGAGCUGUGGAAACACUUCAGCUCUAGCUGUCCAGAAGCAGAGGACCAAGCCAUUGAUUCCAGAAAUGUGUUUUACCUCCACUGGCUGCAGCACGGACAUCAACCUUUCUACCCCUUACCUUGAGGAGGACGGCACCAGCCUUCUCGUUUCCUGCAAGAAGUGCAGUGUCCGCGUCCAUGCCAGUUGUUACGGGGUACCCCCUGCAAAGGCUUCUGAAGACUGGAUGUGUUCUCGGUGUUCAGCUAAUGCCCUGGAGGAGGAUUGCUGUUUGUGCUCAUUACGAGGGGGAGCCCUACAGAGAGCCAAUGAUGACAGGUGGGUCCACGUGUCUUGUGCUGUGGCAAUUUUGGAAGCAAGGUUUGUCAACAUUGCCGAAAGAAGUCCAGUGGAUGUGAGCAAAAUUCCCCUGCCCCGCUUCAAACUGAAAUGUGUCUUCUGUAAGAAGCGGAGGAAAAGGACCGCCGGCUGCUGUGUGCAGUGUUCUCACGGCCGCUGCCCGACCGCCUUCCACGUGAGCUGCGCCCAGGCUGCGGGGGUGGUGAUGCAGCCCGACGACUGGCCUUUUGUCGUCUUCAUUACCUGCUUUCGGCACAAGAUCCCCAGUCUGGAGCGUGCCAAGGGGGCCUUGCAGAGCAUCACCGCCGGCCAGAAGGUCAUUAGCAAGCACAAGAAUGGGCGCUUCUACCAGUGUGAGGUGGUCAGGCUCACCACCGAGACCUUCUAUGAAGUUAACUUUGAUGAUGGUUCCUUCAGCGACAAUCUCUAUCCCGAGGACAUAGUGAGUCAGGACUGUCUCCAGUUGGGUCCUCCCGCUGAAGGAGAGGUGGUCCAAGUGAGAUGGACAGAUGGCCAAGUCUACGGAGCCAAAUUUGUGGCCUCCCACCCCAUCCAGAUGUACCAGGUGGAGUUUGAGGAUGGCUCACAGCUUGUGGUUAAGAGAGAUGACGUGUACACGCUGGAUGAAGAGCUUCCUAAGAGGGUCAAAUCCAGACUGUCUGUAGCCUCCGACAUGCGCUUCAAUGAGAUUUUCACAGAGAAGGAGGUUAAGCAGGAAAAGAAACGGCAACGAGUGAUCAACUCAAGAUACCGGGAGGAUUACAUCGAGCCUGCACUAUACCGAGCCAUCAUGGAGUAGGUGCUUCUGGGGGCCAGCAGGUGCCCAGCCAUCAAGGCGACAGCACUGGGGUUCCACAGCACAGCAGACACUUGGAACUGUGAAGUCUCUGCAAGUGAAGUUGUAAAAUGAAAAGGAAUGGAAUAACCGACCCCAUCAUCCUCUCACGCCCCCGUUCCCCGUCGCAUUCCGCUGUAGUGAAAGGACAGCCUUUCUUGGACAUGUGGCAGCAGCCGCCUAUCUCCCCGCUGAAGGGCUGAGCACUGAAAUGCGGGGCUGCACUGGCCCUGGUCUACAGUGGGGUCGACUGUGCUGGCCGGGCUGGUUGCCUAGGACUUAGCUUCCUAACAGUCACCUGCACCAAUGAGGCCGAGGUGCUGGUGCUUACUCCCUCCCCCUUUUGUAUUUAAGUGUGUGUAUGUGUGCGCGCGCACGUGUGUGUGUGAGUGUGUGUGUGUGUGUGUGUGUUUGGUUGGACCAGCUUCUGCCAGCCCCUGGCCUUUACUUUUUUCCUUGCCUGUCCAGGGCAACAAAAUGUGAAAUUCUGCCCUCAGUUGAGCUGAGUAAAGGCUCUUGGGGGUUGGCUGGAGAUGGAGUGUGGCAUCUGUCUGUCCCUGGAACUGCCUCGAGAGAGUGCUGGCAAAGCUGCAGUAUCGAGAUGUCACAGAGUUAAUGCCUCCUCUUCGUCCUGUCUUGGAGGAGAAGACUGGGGGUAACAUGGGUGUGUGCCUGUUCAUGCUAGGCACAGAGCCUCUGUGGCAUAGUAUUAGAGGGUAUGGCUGGGGAAUACCCUGAAGGGGGUUCUUAACAAUGGAAGCAGGCAGAGCCUGGUGGGUGAUUCUGUCAACAGAAAAUUGCAAUCAUGCAGGGGCUGGGAGGGUUAAGAUGAAUUGGGGCCAUUGGAGACCAGGGGCAGGUUUAGACAUGUCCCUGGUCUGGGGGUGGGAGGGAGCUGAUUUGGGGGUGGGGGUGGGAAUGGAGGGCAACACUGAAGGGGUUAAACAGGUUUUUGCUCCUCAUGAAUUUGUUUGCCUGGGCCCAGGAUUGGAGGGCUUCACACCUAUACCCUGUGUAUACAAGAAUCAGAUUUAUAAUACUUCCCUGUUUUUUGUUACGUAUGAACGCUAUAAACCAAAUUAUUUUGAAAACUGGUGCAUCACCUUGUCCUUAGCAAUAAAAUGUGUUGAGCAGAGGA